GAUUUCUCUAAAUCAUUCCAGAUGAGGGAGUGUCUCAAAAACAGAAUGGCUUCCAGAUCAGCUUCUCCUGAGGAGGAUCUCUCCUGUCCUUUUUGCCAUGAGAUCUUCAAAGAUCCUGUGGUCUUGUCGUGUAGCCACAGCGUCUGUAAAGCCUGUCUGCAGGAAUACUGGAAACAGAGGCGAUCUCGGGAAUGUCCAGUGUGCAGGAAGAGAAGCAAAUCAAAAGGCAAUCCUCCCUGUAACCUAGUUUUAAAGAAUCUGUGUGAGGCCUUCUUACAGGAGAGGAGGCGGAGAAAUUCAGGGGAGUCUGAGGAGCACUGCAAUCUGCACAACGAGAAACUCAAGCUCUUCUGUCUGGAUGAUAAACAGCCCAUCUGUGUUGUGUGUCAGGCCUCCAGAAAACAUAAAAACCACAACUGCUGCCCCAUAGAUGAAACUGCACAGUAUCAAAAGGAGGAACUCCAGACGUUCCUGAAGCCCUUACAGGAGAAGCUGGAGGUCUUUAAUAAAGUUAAACAAAUCUGUGACCAAACAGUAAAACACAUUAAGAACAAGGCCCAGCACACAGAGAUGGUGAUUAAAAAAGAUUUUCAGAAGCUCCACCAGUUUCUACGAGAGGAAGAGGAGGUGAGGAUAGCUGUUCUGAGGGAGGAAGAGGAGCAGAGGAGUCAGGUGAUGAAGGAGAAGAUUGAGGAGAUGAGCAGAGAGAUAUCAUCACUUUCAGACAUAAUCAGAGCCUUAGAGGAGGAGCUGAGAGCUGAAGACAUCUCAUUCCUGAAGAACUACAAGGCCAUAGUGAGAAGAACCCAGUGCACACUGCCGGAUCCACAGCUGGUCUCAGGGUCGCUGAUAGACGUGGCCAAACACCUGGGAAACCUGCAGUUCAGAGUCUGGGAGAAAAUGCAAGGGAUUGUGCAAUACAGUCCUGUCACUCUGGACCCUAACACUGCCCACCUAGGUCUCGUCCUAUCUGAGAAUCUGACCAUUGUGGAAUGCACAAAUGAGAAACAGCAGUUCCCUGACAACCCAGAGAGGUUUGAUUACUAUGCAUGGGUCUUGGGUUCUGAGGGAUUUAACUCCGGGACACACAGCUGGGACGUUGAGGUUGGGAACAAUACAUUCUGGUCACUGGGUGUGAUGGAAAAGUCUGUCCAGAGGAAGGGAGCAGUUAAUACUGGACACUGGAGAUUCUGGCACUUCAAAGGUAAAUACGGAGCAUUUUCCCCACCAGAAUCAACCAGUGUCCUCCCUGUGGCAAAGAAACCCAAGAGGAUCAGAGUUCAGCUGGACUGGGACAGAGGAGCGCUGUCAUUCUCUGACCCUGAUGAGAACACAUGUUUACACACUGUUGCACACACUUUCACUGAGAGAGUCUUUCCAUACUUGGGUAGUUACUGCAAGCUCUCCCCUCUGAGAAUCGUACCAGCAAAGACCUCUGUAAAAGUACAGCAUAGUUAGAAUCUCUGUCUAGUGCAACAGCAUCUAUUGAUUAUCAUACGUCUGUCAAUGCAUGUUUAUAGGUCAAAAAGAAUCUUACAAAUCAACUCAAUUUUAUUUUACAAUGAACAUAAAAUGGUUGUUUGACAGUGAAAUGUAUAGAAUGUUAAAGGUAAUGGUGCCCUUUUUCUUGAUCACCCUCGUCACAGUGCACUACCAUUGCCCUUCCCCUUCAUGUGAUGUUUCUGCUCAUCUUAAAAAUCUACUUGACAGUCAGUCACACUUAACUGUAUAUUCAUUGUAACAUUAUUUGGGAAGCUUAGCCAGUAGAGGCUUCUGUUCUGGAGGAUGCCAGACAGAGCGUUAUAAUAAUAAUAAGGAUAAUGAUUCCCAUCUGGCUCAAAGAACCAUGAAACAUAAUGCAAUCUAGUGGUGGGGUUGUCUCAGAGAGGGGUUUAGAACAACCAACCCAGGUACUUGGUGCUGUUACCUGGGACGGGUACAGAGUGUUCAUACUGUAGGCAGGUGAGCUGACCGAUGCCUGGUCAGUGAGGACUAGGUAUGUAUGAAGUGUCCUGGCAGUUGCACAGCUCCAGGUGGUUUGACCUGUUAGGAGACAACCUGACCAGUCCUGUAGGCUUUGAACCUCAGCAGAGCAGGCCGACUGUCAGAGAGAAGGAUCUGUCAAACUAAACCUGAGGUAUUCUAUCCGCCCUGUGUAUUGUAAAUGAUUUGUACGGCCUGUUGUAUGUCUUGUUAUUACCAGUUAUUCUCUAUAAUAAAAUUGGACAAAAAA
This is a messenger RNA of Oncorhynchus masou masou (cherry salmon), 2233 nucleotides long. RefSeq names its product zinc-binding protein A33-like. The coding region runs from base 22 to 1458 and encodes 478 amino acids. The transcript has 6 exons. Gene Ontology annotation, molecular function: protein binding; ubiquitin protein ligase activity; zinc ion binding. Gene Ontology annotation, biological process: protein ubiquitination. The record is from RefSeq and is a predicted model, not a curated record. Gene Ontology annotation, cellular component: cytoplasm. Lineage: Eukaryota; Metazoa; Chordata; Actinopteri; Salmoniformes; Salmonidae.